AUGUCGAAUUCAUCAAUAGUUGAUACUGCUCAAUUAUUAACAUCAUUAUUAAUUCGUAUACUAUCCGUUGGUUUUCUUAUUGAUCCAACAUCAAUAUCAUGCUUUUGUAAAACACGAAUGUUUUUUGCACAAUUUUCUAUACUUGUUGCACUUGGAUUUGUUAUUGGUAUUCUACCGAUUAUAAUAAUGAUUACAUUUGCAUUAUUAACUUUUAUAAGUAUUCGUACAAUUGCUAGUCGUAAUAUUUAUAUUGAACGUUUAGGACGUGAUUGUCAAUUAACAGCGAUGACAUUGAUUUAUGUUGUAUCUAUUAUGUUUUUUUAUUAUGUUCGUAAUCAAGUUAUUUAUGUAUUGAUUGAUGUACAUUUCAAACGAUUUCGACAAGCAGCAAAUAAAUUAACUAAUAAUCAAGUUACACCUGGAAUGGAAAUGAAUUGA
This is a messenger RNA of Adineta steineri, 438 nucleotides long. NCBI's taxonomy places the organism in Eukaryota, Metazoa, Rotifera, Eurotatoria, Adinetida, Adinetidae. The record is from the annotation of a GenBank genome assembly.